Oppiella nova is the source of this 2613-nucleotide messenger RNA. Lineage: Eukaryota; Metazoa; Arthropoda; Arachnida; Sarcoptiformes; Oppiidae. The record is from the annotation of a GenBank genome assembly.
GAACCAAUCGAUGCAUUCAUUUGAUUGACUGCAUCUGCAACCAAGUGAUGGACAAUACGUGCGAUUGUCAUCAGUUGUUGUGUCUUAUGGUGUGAUUUGGUAUGAAUUGAGUGAUCGCUGGAGAUGUCGACCAAUCGGGAGUCGAGACCAGUGACCAACUGCUGUAACAUAACGUCAAUCUCUUGGGACCACAAAUACAUAGUCUUGUGUGUGAUCUGUGGCACCGUUUCCACUCUCGUCGGGUCUCUCAUUGUCUUAAUCUAUGCACUCAUCCGCUCAAACACUUCUUCGCUUCAAUACUUUGAGACAAUUCCCACAUAUAUUGUCGCCAUUUUGAUGAAAGCAAUUGGUGUCAUGUAUUUAAUCUGCGCCCUCUUGAGUGUUGUGGUCACUGUCACCACAACUGUCAUCCAUAUGAAUCGAUUGCAAACGCAUUCGCAAUGCAUUUAUAAUACAAACUACAGGACCUGUACCUGUAUUACACCUCCCGUUCCCAACGGAGAGACCAAUGUUGGUCAUCACAUGAUAUUUGAAGACACGACGGACUGCAAUGUAGUCCACGGCUUACUCUUCUCGUGUCUGAGAGGACUGUUCGGUCUAUCGGUGUUCGCGAUCCUGAUCUGCAUUUUCUCUCUAAUGCUUGUCUACCAGUUGUUGAGCCAUCAGAAGAAGAAGAAAUAUUUACAACAACUGGAACUGAGGCGAAGAUUUCAGAUCCAGUGCCGAGGCUUCGGGUCAUCGCAUCCCUCAUACGUCUCGUCACACGUUUCGCCACUAAUUUUGGCCCAAAGCCGGAACCACUCGUUAAGGCAUUUGCCGUACAAUUCUUACAGCGAAGACAACUCUCCAAAUGGUUGGUGUCUUCCGCCGCAUUCGUACGACUAUUUGGACAGUCGUUCCCAUAAUCGCAACUUCGAGGAAGACAUGCAAUCAAACGUUGGAAUUAUGACGAAUCGCUCCAAUUCGUGGACCAAUUGGUUGAAUUGGCCCCGGAAUCAGAUCUGGUCGUCGGCUAAUCACGUGUCCAAUCAGAACACAAAUCGGGGAUUCUUUGGGCUCUUUCGCAGAAACCAUAACAACAGAGACACUAAUGAUAGGAAUUCAACACAAAAUCUGUGGCGACACCCGACGGGCCAUAACUUUCUGCCGCCGCAUGUCUUCAUUCCGCGCAUCGGUUCCAGCGGUCUCUCACCACUACCGCAACAUUUGCUGAGAUAUCGGGACAACCACUUGAGGCCAACCAUAAUGAGAGCCAUGAGUUCGGCUCAUCGGAGGACCCGCUCUAAUGACGGUAUAUUCCAACACAUGAACGCUCAACACAUGUCAAUGGAUCCCGCCUUCAACGGGGGUCACGUCGUGAACAACUCGGCCAAUAUGUUUGCCAUAUGGGGUCCGCCCCCGCCCUACACUUGCUCUCAGCCCCAGUCUCUCAACCGUAUUAACACGAUCUGCAAUAAUAUGAACCACUCGUCUGGUGCCCAACACUGUAGACAAUCAAGUGUUCACUCGUCGGACGUGACGCCCGCCUCUAAGAUGAGUACUCCUCUGUCGGAGAGACGUCUUCGUUGUAAUGCCUUUUCAUCGCAAGGCAUAAGACUAACCAUUGAAGGCAAUGACUCUCUGUUAGCGCCAGAAACAAAGGGCUCCUGUAUUGUGGAAAUACACGUUCCCUAUAAUGAAGACCAACAAAACAAUGAGAUGAAUGUCUUCGAGAAGCAGAGCAGUGGUCACAAGAAGUCGAAUUUAAGCUUCAAUACAAUGCCGUCAAUGAAACGCGCGGAUCAGUUGCAGCCAAUCAAUCCAUUCAAGUCUCUGUCGAAUAUUCCGAUCAUAUUUCCCAUGAAUUCUCCGAAAAACACGGGUUUCACGGAUUCAGAGCUCGAGUCCAACAAAUCGAAACUCGAAAGCAUACAAAACGUCUACAGAACACAGAUAUUCGAUCAAAAAUCGUUGACCAGUUCAUCGACGCCUACCUCCACAUCAAACAUCACAUCAGAGAUCACCUCAGAGUUGUCGACGUAUAACAACACAGACGAGGGCUCCUUCUCUGUGACCAGUUUUCCCGUCGAUCCUCCGACUGAUUACAAGUCAACACUCGUUAUCCAAACGCCAAACACUCAGUCGAGUCCACUGACAGAGAAGAGUAGCAAUAAUGUGGCGCAAAGACAUGCCAUCAAUGGGUGCGCCAAAGAGAAGGACAAUCGGCUGAAUAGCGCCCAAUCGAUGCCAAACCUGAGUUGUAUUAUUCCCGUCUCGUCAUCGAAGUCGACGUCUACGCGAACGCAACCAAACUUCUGGGAAUUGCAUAGAAUUCCGUCGAGUGGUAACACUUCCACAUCGCAAGACUUGGCCGACUUUGAGCUCGACUUGGAUGAAGAGUCCAUCAAAAUGGUGGCCGAUUUGCCCAAUGAUAACAUCCGCGUCACUAAAUUGGCCGCUAUUUCGUCAGAGAAGUCGAGUUCGGAGACGACGGCGUCGAUAACACCUGAGCUCUUGAAACCUCCGACGCCUUUCAAUAACCAGAACUUUAGCGAGUCUUCGACGGCAACCCUAUCGUCGCUAAGCGAACCAAAACCAGAGCUAAUAAUCAAUAUAACAGGCAUUCAAGUCUGA